Molecule: messenger RNA, 347 nt
Organism: Prorocentrum cordatum
Lineage: Eukaryota; Dinophyceae; Prorocentrales; Prorocentraceae
Source: the annotation of a GenBank genome assembly
GCAGCAGGAGCAGCAACAGCAGAAGGACGAGCAUGGGCCGCUGGGCGGGAUCGCUCAGCACAUGCAGGGCAGGCGGCCAUUCCGGGAGCCACUCGGGAGCCUGCAGGGCCGCUGCGGCGCGCGUGGGGCUCGACGAGCUCUUGGUUAAUCCGUCGGGCUCGCGCUCACUUGCACGUCGCAAGCUUCCGCUCGCGCUGGCGCUCGCGCUCUCGCGCGCGCGUGCAGCGCCAGCGUGCACUUUGGCCUCGACAGCUCCGACGCGCGACUGGAGACUUGUCGGGUACUCAGAGGACACUGGGGCGCGCCUGCACACCGGCUUCGGCGCGCGGCCACCGCCCAGCGAUUAG